Messenger RNA from Cynoglossus semilaevis (tongue sole), 7866 nucleotides. RefSeq names its product stabilin 2 (gene stab2). Gene Ontology annotation, biological process: cell adhesion. Gene Ontology annotation, molecular function: hyaluronic acid binding; calcium ion binding. Lineage: Eukaryota; Metazoa; Chordata; Actinopteri; Pleuronectiformes; Cynoglossidae. The record is from RefSeq and is a predicted model, not a curated record.
GGGGCUAAAAAGAAUCCGACUGGAAGAGUCCAGGAUCAGAGGAGAACAGCAGGUUCUAGGACCAGGAGUCUGGGAGUAGGAGAGAUGGAGGUCAGACAGAGCAACAGGCUGAUGGUUUUCACUCAGAUGAUGAUGAUGAUGGUCAUGAUGAUGAUGAAGUCUGAGGCAGCAACAGCCAAACAGAACAUCUGCUCGAACUCCACGGUGCUGCGGACGAGGACGUCGUGUCACUCCUGCAGCAUCAGUGUGUUGAUUCCAUGUCGAACCGGGUACAAACAGACGCCAGGAUCCAUGGCUCAGGACUGCAGUUACUUCGUGAGGACAAUCAGUCUAAAAGUAUCACUCAGCGGCUGCUCCUUCGAGUGUUACCGUGAGGCUGAGGUGAAGAACUGCUGUCCUGGUUUCUGGGGUCCAGACUGCAUAGAUUGUCCUGAAAGUGCUGAAACACCCUGCAGUGGCAGAGGAAUCUGCUCCGACGGACUGGGAGGAAACGGAAACUGCACCUGCCAGUCAGGGUUUGCAGGAACAGCCUGCGAGGACUGUUCACCUGGUCGUUAUGGUCCUACCUGUAGUUCAGAGUGCACCUGUCUCCACGGUCUCUGUAACUCUGGACUGAACGGUGACGGUCAGUGCACCUGUUUCUCUGGAUACAGAGGUCCCAGAUGUGACCAAGAAAUUCCAGAGUGCACAGCUCUGCGCUGUCCUCAGGGUUCCCGCUGUAUGGAAGAAGCUCUCACAGGAAAACUUGUGUGUCAGUGUUCACCUGGUUACCAGAAGUCAGGAGACCAGUGUUUACCCGUGAACCCAUGUCUUAGACAGCCUUGUCAUGUCCAUGCGUCCUGUGUCCACACGGGUCCAAACCAGCACCUGUGUGCCUGCCAUGAGGGCUACAGUGGUGACGGGCGAAUCUGCAUGGCCGUCGACCCGUGUCAGAUCAAACAGGGAGGCUGCGAUUCAGAGUCUGCCAAGUGUGUCUACGAUGGACCGGGAAAGUCUCACUGUGAGUGUCUUUCUGGUUUUGACCAUCUAUCGGCUGGUGCCUGCCGUCUGAAAGAGUUGUGUCGACCUGGUUCCUGUCAUGUAAACGCCAAUUGUACCACAGCUGGACCUGAACAAGUGGAGUGCACCUGCCUGCAGGGCUACGUCGGGAACGGUAAAGUGUGCUAUGGGAACAUCAUGGAGCGUCUGAAUGAGCUGAACACAGAGCCCGGGGGACAGUGGACUGGUCAGCUGAGCAACGCCAUCUCUCUCUUCGGUUCGGUGUCAUGGCCCCUGCGGGAUCUGGGCCCUUUAACUGUGUUUGCCCCGAUCAAUAAAGGCUUUAAAAAACAAACCUCAAUACAAACUCUGACCUCAGACGCCUCCAAAGCAAAGUACCUUUGCAAACUACAUCUGGUUGCCGGAGUGAUGCCGUUUGAGGUUUUAAAGAAAACUGAUGUCUUUUACACCUUGACGGGAAAAACAGCUGAGACCGACGCCGCAGUUGGGGGCUCUUCUGCUGUGAUCCGCAUCCAUGGCAGCAAGAAAAAAGGUACGAUUGUCCAGUCCAACAUUGUGGCAUCUAAUGGGAUGAUCCAUUUGAUCAAUAAUGUGAUGGACAGCGUGGUAGCUACAGUGGACAGUGAUCCAAAGGAAAACCUGAUGAAGAUCAUCUCUGACUACGGGAAGUUUAACACAUUCAGGUCUCUGCUGGGGGCAACUGACCUGACGUCUGUCAUGGAUCUCCCUGGUCCGAUGACCGUCUUCAUUCCCACCAGCUCAGCUUUUGACGCUAUGACAGAGGGAUAUAUGGACUACCUCACCAGUGAGAAGGGUCGCAACAAACUGGUGGAGCUCCUGAGGAACCACAUUGUCACAUCUACAUCUCUGGACAUAUUUAAUGCCAUAUCCAGUCCCAGGAUUGUGACGACAGCCAAUCAGGUUCUGACAAUUAAUGUGACAGACAAUGGCCAGGUUUUGGUAAACGGCGCUGCGGUGUUGGAGGCCGCGGUAGAGGCCAAAAAUGGACGUUUAUACGUGCUGGAUGGAGUCUUGAUUCCAUCCUCCAUAGAACCUGUGCUGCCCCACAGGUGUGACAUCAUCAACAACAUCACCGUCAUGGGUGAAUGUGUGGACUGCUUCAAAAUCAAAAUGUCUAAGUGUUCUUCUGGAAUAAGUACGGGCAUCUACCACCAACGAUGCUUUUACCAGUCUGUCGAAUUCAGAAUUCCAAGGGAGGGCUGCGCACUUCUCUGCAAAGCCACAGUGACGACUGCAGCCUGCUGUCAAGGUUUCUAUGGAGAAGGCUGCAGUCCAUGUCCAGGUGGACACCAGACACCGUGCUCAGGUCACGGCCAGUGUUCAGACGGACUGACAGGAAACGGGACAUGUAUCUGCAAUCCCAACUUCAGUGGCUCUCGCUGUCAGUACUGCUCCUCCACUAACAAAUAUGGACCCAACUGUGACAAAACCUGUCUCUGCAUCCACGGAGUUUGUGACAACCGUCCAGAUUCAAAAGGUCAAUGUAAACGGGACACGUGUCUCACGGGCUUCACUGGUCCACUCUGUGAACAACAGACGGCAGUGUGUGGCCAGCAGGCUAAGUUCUGUCACGCUCACGCCGACUGCGUUUUCAGCCAGAGGACGACACAGUGUGUUUGUAAACCUGGUUACCAAGGCGACGGUAUCACCUGUGUGGAGUCCGACCCCUGUGCCCCACCCCUUCGUGGUGGCUGUAGUGUCAAUGCUAAAUGUAUGAAGACAGGACCAAAUAAACACGUCUGCCAGUGUCUGACAGGAUGGCGGGAAGAUGGAGACGACUGUCAACCAAUUAACAAUUGCAACGACCCGGACAGAGGAGGCUGCCAUUCUAAUGCUACGUGUAUCUACGUUGGACCAGGACAGAGCGACUGCAGCUGUAAAGCCGGGUACAAAGGAAACGGACAAGAGUGCGAGGCCGUGAACCAGUGUGUGACCACCAGUGGAGGCUGCCAUUAUUUGGCCACCUGCCACCUGCUGUUGUCUGAGUGGACGUGUGUCUGCGACGACGGGUAUGUUGGGAAUGGACAAAUAUGUUACGGUACAGUGGGUCAGGAACUGAUGUCCUUGAUUGACACCUCUGAGUUUUUAAAAUGGACCACAGACUCUGGUGUCUCUCUGUCAGAUCAAAACAUCACCCUCCUGGUUCCAACUUCAGAUGCCGUGGGAAAAAUGUCUUCUGAGGACAAAGCCUUCUGGACCAUGAGCGGAAACCUGCCAAGUCUGAUCAGAAACCACAUGAUUGUCGGAACCUUCCCAUCAUACAACCUCAGCAGCAUUUCCUCUGUCACGUCACUUCUCACUACAGCACUUCCUGUUUCAACAACCAAUGAGAUUAUCACUGUUGGUGGCGCUAUCAUCACAACAACUGACAUUGCUGCAACAAAUGGCUUGAUCCAUGUCAUUGAUAAGGUCUUGGUUCCUGACAGGAAACUGAGUGAAGGGCUCCUGACGACGCUUGCACAGAGACCUGAGUUCUCUCUUUUCAGAUCAUAUCUCAUUAAUUACAACCUGACAGAUGUGAUUGAACAGGCCAAUGAAUUCACCAUCUUUGCUCCAACAGAUGGGGCCAUUAAUGAGUACCUCAAAAAAAUGUCUAUAACUGCACUGGAUAUGAAUACGACCCGUUUCCACGUGGUCAUAGAUGAGCGCUUGUUGAAGACAGACCUACAGUCUGGUAGCUACAAGGAGACACUGCUUGGAUUCUCCUAUCAGGUUGGAAUCUUCCCCAGAGAUGGAAAGAUCUUUGUAAACGAUGCUCAGAUAAACUCCUCCAACCUCCUGGCUGGAAAAGGUGUCAUUCACGGUCUGUCAUCGGUUCUUCCGCAUCAAUGUGACAAAGCAACAUACACAAAAGUUCAGGGAUCCUGUGUUGAAUGUCUUUUCUCAAAAACUGAAUUCUGCCCCAAAGACACCCAGCCAGUUAAAAACGCCAGGACGAGGAAAUGCAUGUUGACUCGAGUGUAUGAAGGUGAAAGCCUUAUGUCCCUUGGCUGCAGGGCCACCUGUCUCAAAACAACGAUUGAACGCCAGUGUUGCAGCGGGUUUUUCGGAGCGCACUGUGAGCCAUGUCCCGGGCCGAAAGGUGAGCCCUGCUUCAAUAAAGGAGUGUGUUUGGACGGGACAAACGGCACUGGUGUGUGUCAGUGUAACCAAGGCUUCAACGGGACGGCGUGUGAGACAUGUCAGACGGGCAAAUAUGGUGUCCACUGUGAUCAGGAUUGCAAAUGCAAGAGUGGACGCUGUAAGGAUGGUCUGACAGGUGACGGGACAUGUGAGUGUGACGUCGGCUGGAGGGGAAUCCUCUGUGACGAAAAGCUCGUGUCUUCGGCUGAUGAACUUUGCGGCUCAUUUAAAUGCCACACCAGUGCAAACUGUGUUAUCGGACCGUUGGGCUCUCAGUGUAUCUGUGCUGCGGGCUUCGAUGGGAACGGAACAUUCUGUCAAGCAAGAGAUGCCUGCGCAACUAACAACGGCGGCUGCAGUCCUGACGCUGUCUGUAAGAGGACGCAGCCUGGACGACGAGACUGCAUCUGUAACAGCGGCUUCACCGGCGAUGGACUCGUCUGUGUCGAGAUCAACCCAUGUCUGCACGGAAACGGAGGUUGUCACGAGAACGCCGAAUGCAUCCAUGUUGGACCCAACAAGACCUCCUGUGUGUGCAGUACUGGGUACACAGGAAAUGGACUGAAGUGUGAAAAGGUCAACCCCUGCAACAAGAAAAAUGGCGGCUGUCAUUCCAACGCACGCUGCACCGUGACUGAUCCAGGGGAACGGAACUGCAGCUGUAAGCCCGGCUACCUGGGAGACGGAAUCACCUGCAAAGGCGCCGUGGGGAGGGAAAUCCUGACACGAAAGCUGAGAGACUUCUACGUCAAACUCAUGGCAGCGGAUAUUACUCUGAAUGGUCGCGGCCCAUUCACUGUUUUUGCCCCGAACACCGAAGCCUUUGAAGAAGACAGAAAAGGUCUAAAAAUCAUGGAGAAAAGGUCGGUUAUAAAAUUUCACGAAAACUUUGUAAACAUCCUGCGCAGCCACAUCGUCCUGUGUCACAUUCUACUUGAUGUCGACCUCACUCGACCCCGCAACAUGACAUCACUGUCCGGGGAGGUCUUGACUACAAGUUUCACCCAGGGCAGCAUCUUUGUCAACGGAGCGAACGUCACCUACAGCGACAGUGUUAGCAUGAACGGGGUUUUCCACGAGAUCGACAAGAUCCUGAUUCCACCCAGAUAUAGCAAAGAAGUAAAUUCAGAGAAGCUGAACCUGACAGAUGUGGCUGAUAGACACGGGUAUAAAACCUUCUACAAGCUGCUGCAGGACACAGGUGUAACAGAAAUGAUUAACAACAAGCUGAACCAACCCGUAACAAUCUUCCUACCAUCUGAUGCUGCCAUGGCAGCGCUGCCGCAGCAGCAGAAGGACUACCUGUACCACCCAAGUCACCGCUCAGACCUGACCGAGUACCUGAAGUACCACGUCAUACAGAGUCAAAAGAUCUAUGCUGAAGCUCUGGUCCACCUGGACUCAGCGCGGACGCUGCAGGGUUCUACGCUGUCCUUCAGCUGUGGUGGCAUAGACAACAUCGGAGAAAUCUUCGUUAACGACGCAAAGUGUCGGAUCAUUCAGAGACACCUCGUCUUUAACGGCGGAAUCGCCUACGGCAUCGACUGCCUGCUGACCGCACCCAGCCUUGGCGGACGAUGCGAUGAGCAGUCAACCUUUGAUCUUCGGAUGAGCUGUGGACCGUGCAGGUCUCCGGCUUCCAGGUGUCCUCCAAGCGCCACACUAAAGGAGGUUGAGAAAUGUGACCUUCCCACCUUGUUUGUGGCCAAGAACACCGGCUGUCUCAGCGUCUGCACCUACAACUUCUGGAAGCCCAAGUGUUGCCGUGGUUUUUAUGGGCGGGACUGCCUUGUGUGUCCAGGUGGCUCUGCCUACCCCUGCAGCAACCAUGGUAAAUGUGAUGAUGGUCACCUUGGUAACGGCACCUGUAUUUGUGACAGUAGGUUCAGUGGCGCUGCCUGUGAUCAGUGCGUUCCGGGCCAUUUUGGACCCGACUGUAAAGUCUGUAACUGCUCAGAAAACGGAUCAUGUGAUGACGGACGCAGAGGGACAGGGGAGUGUUUCUGUGAGGCCGGAUGGACGGGCAAGCGGUGUGAGAUCCAGCUGGCGGAUUUCCCUCAGUGUUCUCCGUCGUGUUCUCCAAAAGGCAUCUGUAAAGAAAACAACACCUGCGUCUGUCGGCCAUUUUAUGAAGGAGAUGGUUUUACCUGUAAAGUGGCCGAUAUGUGCCAGUUUUGGAACGGCGGUUGUGCCAAAGUAGCACGCUGCUCCCAGAAGGGUGAAAAAGUGGUGUGCACAUGUCCUCGAGGAUACUCAGGGGACGGAUUCACAUGUCUCCCCAUUGACCCCUGCACUUCUGGAGUUAAUGGUGGCUGUCAUGAACAUGCAACCUGUACCAUGGUGGCGCCGGGAAAGAAAAGGUGCUCGUGUAAAGACAGCUACAUUGGUGACGGUGUGACGUGUGAAGUCAAACAGCUGCCAGUCAGUCGUUGUCUCCAGGACAAUGGAAAAUGUCACCUGAACGCUAAAUGUACAGAUCUGCACUUUGAAGACAAAAAGUUGGGCGUGUUCCACAUGCGUUCAGAUAAUGGUACGUACAAACUGACCUUUGACGCAGCUCAGCGUAUCUGCACAUCAGAGGGAGCCACGCUGGCGACGUACCAACAGUUGUCCUACGCUCAGCAGGGAGGAUUCAACAUGUGCAGUGCUGGCUGGUUAGACAAGGCACGUGUGGCGUAUCCAACCACCUACUCCAACCCAAACUGUGGUUUUGGACACAUCGGUAUUGUGGACUAUGGCACACGCGCCAACCUGACUGAGACAUGGGACGCAUUCUGCUACAGAAUGAAGGAGGUGAAGUGUGAGUGUCAGCGCGGUUACAUUGGGAACGGGAUUCAGUGCACAGGAAACCUUCUGCAGGUUCUCAAGUCAACUCCCACCUUCUCCAACUUCCUUACCCAAAUUCUGAACUACUCUCAGGUCUCAGACGCGGGGAAACAGUUCCUGAAGCGUCUCAGCAACAUAACGGUCCAGUCUACGCUCUUCGUACCCCACAACGAUGGUCUCCUUAGCAAUGAGACUCUGUCUCAGCGGGAUAUCGAGUACCACCUCUCAGCAGGUGAGGCUCUGUUUUUGAACGAGCUAAGGAACGGCAGCCGCAUACGAACCAAAGUUGGGAGCCUGCGUGUCAUCGGUGUCUCAGACCUGCUAAAUCCAGCCGCUCUGUCGUCUCGUUACAUCAAUGACCGUUUUGUCACCACCUCCGACAUCAUUGCCUCCAACGGAAUCAUACACGUCCUGCAGGGACCUCUGACGGCUCCGCCUCCUCGUCAGCAGAUGCAUGCGGCUCACAAGGCUGGGAUGGGAAUUGGUGUUAUGCUGCUGGUGGUUAUGACGACAGCCGCCAUGUUUGUAGGCCAUAAGUUCUACAAACAGACCAGUAGGGGGCUUCACUUCCACUAUUUCAAGGAUGAGGAAGAGGAAGCUCAAGCAGAAGCCCCGCCCUCCAACAUUGGUCGUAGCAUUACUAAUCCAGUUUACGACUCAACUGCUGAGAGGACCACAAGUGAUGUCACAGAGGAAAAACAGGAAGUAGCGGGCGGAACAUCGUACGAUUUGCUGCAGGACAUUUGAGAUAGUAAUUAACCAGGCAUUUGGGAAAUCUUUGCUCUGAUUGGUUGACAAGUUAGGAAAAAAAAAAAUCAGUGAAUGAUAGAAUUUUUGAUUAUUUUUGUUCUGACUGAAAUGUAUUAAAAACAAAUGUAAAGCAAUUGAGACGUGAUU